Messenger RNA from Austrofundulus limnaeus, 2907 nucleotides. It is a transcript of the gene strn3, whose product is annotated as striatin, calmodulin binding protein 3. The coding region runs from base 240 to 2342 and encodes 700 amino acids. Gene Ontology annotation, cellular component: dendrite. Lineage: Eukaryota; Metazoa; Chordata; Actinopteri; Cyprinodontiformes; Rivulidae. The transcript has 16 exons. The record is from RefSeq and is a predicted model, not a curated record. Gene Ontology annotation, molecular function: protein phosphatase 2A binding; protein-containing complex binding; armadillo repeat domain binding.
UCUCCCAGUGACCGUCGGAUCCAGACGGAGAGCGGUGAUGGCAGCCGGUCGGAGCAACACGUAAACACCGCCUUUACAUCCAGCCGCUGUGCCCGGGACGCUGCGGGGCAGGUAGCCUGUCACACCACGGCGGUGCUGCCGCCACAGACACGGUGGACCUACGGAGGGGUUCRUAACAGCUUCUCCCCUGCCUCUGUCCGUAAGGAAGACACUAAAAUCUACGCAUAAAAACAUUUAACAUGGACGAACACUCCGGCGGAGGAGGAGCAGCUGCUCCGCGGCAGCAGCAGCAGCAACAACCGGGGAGCAGCAGCAACGCUAAUCCGUCGAUUGGAGCGGUCAUGGUGCCCCAGCAGAACGAUGACCUACCACGGCCUCAGCAACAGUACACCAURCCCGGUAUCCUGCACUACAUUCAGCACGAGUGGGCCCGGUUUGAGAUGGAGAGGGCACACUGGGAAGUGGAGAGGGCCGAACUCCAGGCCAGAAUAGCGUUUCUGCAGGGCGAACGGAAAGGCCAGGAGAACCUGAAGAACGACCUGGUCAGAAGAAUCAAAAUGUUAGAAUAUGCUUUAAAGCAGGAAAGGGCGAAAUAUCACAAAUUAAAAUACGGGACAGAGUUAAACCAAGGAGAGAUGAGGAUGCCGAGCUUUGAAUCAGACACCAAAGAGUCGGCGGUCUCUGCCGUUCCUGCCAACAGUCAGCUGAUGUGGAAACAAGGGCGACAGCUACUCAGACAGUACCUACAGGAAGUGGGCUACACAGACACCAUCCUGGAUGUCCGGACUCAAAGGGUCCGGUCUCUUCUGGGCCUGUCGGGUUCGGAGCAGAACGGUUCUGUGGAGAACAAGAACCUGCAGCACCUGAUCAACGGGACGGAGCGGUGCAAAGACCCCAAGAGGAUUUCAAACGACAAUCUGGAGACGUUCAACUUCCUGGAAAACGCCGAGGACAGCGACGAGGAGGAGGAGGAUGAAGAGGGGGACCUGAUGGAUGACAUCAGCACGGACAAACACCAUCGAGCUAAAAAACACAAAGCUAACGUGGGGAACGAGGGCCUAGCCUCGGAGGAAGACGCCGACACGGAGGAGGCCCUGAAGGAGUUUGACUUCCUGGUGACGGCGGAGGAUGGAGAGGGGGCGGGCGAAGCUCGCAGCUCUGGAGACGGGACGGAGUGGGCCGAGCCGCUGCCGUUCUCCACAGGGCGGGGGAAGUCCUUCCUACUGGGCGGGUCGGACGACGUUCUGGAAAGCGUGCUGGGUCUGGGCGACCUCGCCGACCUCACCGUCACCAACGACGAGGCGGACUUCGGUUACGAUAUGUCCUCCAGCAAGGAGUCCACGUUCAGGAAGACGUGGAACCCCAAGUACACGUUACGGAGCCACUUCGACGGCGUGCGAGCGUUGGCGUUCCACCCCGUCGAGCCUUGUCUGGUCACGGUUUCUGAAGACCACACCCUCAAGCUGUGGAACCUCACCAAGACUGUCCCGGCUAAGAAAAGUGCCUCUUUUGAUGUGGAACCGGUCUACACUUUCAGAGGUCACGUCGGUCCUGUCCUGUCGCUGGCCAUGACCUCCAGUGGUGAGCAGUGUUUCAGCGGCGGCCUCGACUCCAGCAUCCAGUGGUGGAACAUACCCAGCUCCAACGUCGACCCCUACGACACUUAUGACUCCAGCGUCCUGGCGGGAUCAUGGGCGGGGCAUACGGACGCCGUGUGGGGAUUGGCUUACAGCGGCAUCAAGAACCGCCUCCUGUCCUGCUCCGCCGAUGGAACGGUGAAGCUUUGGAACCCGGCGGAGAAAGAACCCUGCAUCAGCACUUUCAACACAAACACAGAACACGGGGURCCCACCUCGGUGGACUUCAACGGUUGUGACCCCGCCCACAUGGUGGUGUCCUUCAACACCGGAGACGUGGUGGUCUACGACCUGGAGACCUCCCAGAUGGCACUGGUGCUGAAGGGUCAAGGCGACAGCAARGUCCCGGGUUUGAAUCACAUCAACAAGGUGGUGAGUCACCCCACGCUGCCCGUCACCAUCACCGCUCACGAGGAUCGACAGAUCAAGUUCUUUGAUAACAAGUCAGGGAAAGUGAUCCACGCCAUGGUGGCCCACCUGGACGCAGUGACCAGUCUGGCUGUGGAUCCAAARGGCAUCUACCUGAUCUCCGGCAGUCACGACUGCUCCCUGCGCCUGUGGAACCUGGACAGCAAGACCUGCGUCCAGGAGAUCACGGCUCACCGGAAGAAGAGCGAGGAGGCCAUCUACGACGUGACCUUCCACCCCUCCAAGGCCUACAURGCCUCUGCCGGAGCCGACGCCCUCGCCCGGGUCUARGUGUAGACGAGGAAYAGGAGGAGGAGGAAGACGACCGCAGGCCAAGAGACGGAGCAGGAACUAAAAACAGCAAACGGUCCAAUCCAGACCCAUCCAGUCCGGUCCCACGCAGCCAGGAUUCAGGUCUGAACCCAGAAUCUAAAGGGUCCGAACAGCCUGCAGGUGGAGUCAGCAGACUGAAACCCUGGAGCUGCAGCUGUGACGGCAGUCUGCACUGUCCAAACUUUAGUUUGCCCGUCUCCCACCGCCUCGUGUUUAACUGUAGUGCAAUCUCCUGAUCCAGACCAGACAGAUCCAGCAGCUUAAAGAAAAACUCCCCCGACGUCAGGAGCGUUGACGCACAUUUAUUCACAACAGCCGUGCUGCUUGCAGCGUCAUUAGCUUUGUUUUCACUACAUCUGUCACUUCGGCAGGAGCUUAAACUAAAUUAUGACUCGUUAUAAAAAAUAUUUAAAACAAUCAAGGCUGAAGCAGCUUGAUUUAUAAGUGUAGAUUAUUUUACUGUAAGUCUGAUGGAGGAAACAGGUUUUAGUGCUUUUAUUUUUGUAAUCASAAAAAAUAAAUCUGGUUG